Messenger RNA from Topomyia yanbarensis, 450 nucleotides. RefSeq lists its product as uncharacterized. The record is from RefSeq and is a predicted model, not a curated record. The transcript has a single exon. NCBI's taxonomy places the organism in Eukaryota, Metazoa, Arthropoda, Insecta, Diptera, Culicidae. The coding region runs from base 1 to 450 and encodes 149 amino acids.
AUGUCGGUAUACGACCCGCUCGGACUUCUGGCAAACGUGCUAAUGUUCCUCAAAGUCCUUCUUCAGGAUAUUUGGCGCUCUAACAUUGGUUGGGAUGAACCGAUAGCCGGUCAACAACUUUCGAAGUGGAGAACGUGGCUCAGCGUGUUGGACAACGUGGAGAAAGUUUCCGUUCCGCGAUGCUAUCGAACGAUAACAACGUCGUCAUCUGUAAUUCAGCUGCAUGUUUUCGUUGAUGCUAGCAAAAACGGGUACGCAGCGGUCGCAUACUUUCGCUACGAAGAAGGUGACUCGAUAGAAUGUGCCUUUGUUGCUGCAAAAACUCGUGUCGCACCCCUGAAGUAUGUUUCGAUUCCUCGGUUGGAACUCCAAGCGGCAGUCAUCGGAAUGCGUCUGGCGAAAGCGACCGAAGAAACUCACCGUAUUCCAGUACAGAAACGGUUUUUCUGA